CUGACGAAACAUGAACAUUGUCAUGCCGCCCUCUGCGACCCGAGGGCGAUUCAAGAGUUCGUUUGGAGCGUCACCGCGUCAACACUUACGGGGUCAAAUGUCUAGUUUUAGUUAGUUUUAGCCGGCUGCGGAUCGGCGUCUAGCAACAACGUUAAGAACAUGGCGGCGCCCGGAGUGAUAAGUGCACAGAACGUUCGGAGCAACGCGAAGCGAACUAAGGCAGAAAGAAAAGCCGAUCGCAAGUUGACAAGAUGUGCCAAGAUGCUAGAGAAGAAAACCGGCAUCACGGUGUGCGAUCACCCUACCAGGUAUCUGGUCCGGAACAACUGCGGGCUCAUGUGCGGUGGAAGCUACGAGUCCAUUCUUGACGAGCUGGGCAAGUACGGAGACAUCGAGGACAUUGUGCUCCUUCCGGGUCAGCAGUUUGCGUUCGUCGUCUUCCGAGACGUCGCGGACUGCGUCUCGGCUGCGGCGUUUUUGAGCACGAGACCAUCACGCCUUGUCGCCGACGGAUCGGUGCACCCCGCAUUCGUGGAUAAAGUGCCGGAGCACAGCAGCUGUGGGGCCCCCUUUCUGGAGCAUCCCCCGGGCCUGCGGCUGGUGCGGGAGGCCGUGGACGAAUCUGAGGAGGCAUUGCUCUGGCGUCUCGUCUCCUGGGACCGGGACUGUCGCGCUUUGAAGCAGCGCGAGGUGAGGCACUUUCGCUAUGCCUUCGACUACGAGCUGCAAGGGGUGCGCAAGGACGCCCCGCUCGCCGAGCCCAUUCCCGAGGAAUGCGCGCCUUUCCUCGGCAGGCUCGUCGCCUCGGGCCGUCUGAGCGGGCUUCCCGACCAGCUCACCGUCACGCGCUACCUGCCCGGCCAAGGGAUACCCCCGCACGUGGACAGCCACGGCUCGUUUGAGGACGGCAUCGUCUGCCAGAGCCUGGGCUCCCCCGUGGUCAUGGACUUUCGGCACCCCGACGGGGACCGUGCGGCGGUCCUCCUGCCCCCCCGCAGCGCUCUGCUGCUCCACGGGCCCAGCCGCUACAUCUGGACCCACGGGUACAUGACCUGGCACUGA
Messenger RNA from Ixodes scapularis (black-legged tick), 1062 nucleotides. RefSeq names its product alkylated DNA repair protein alkB homolog 8-like. The transcript is spliced from 5 exons. Gene Ontology annotation, biological process: oxidative demethylation. The record is from RefSeq and is a predicted model, not a curated record. NCBI's taxonomy places the organism in Eukaryota, Metazoa, Arthropoda, Arachnida, Ixodida, Ixodidae. Gene Ontology annotation, molecular function: nucleic acid binding; oxidoreductase activity; demethylase activity. Bases 160 to 1062 code for a protein of 300 amino acids.